Messenger RNA from Erinaceus europaeus (western European hedgehog), 4141 nucleotides. RefSeq names its product inverted formin 2 (gene INF2). The record is from RefSeq and is a predicted model, not a curated record. The coding region runs from base 106 to 3702 and encodes 1198 amino acids. Gene Ontology annotation, biological process: actin cytoskeleton organization. Lineage: Eukaryota; Metazoa; Chordata; Mammalia; Eulipotyphla; Erinaceidae. Gene Ontology annotation, molecular function: actin binding; small GTPase binding. The transcript has 22 exons.
CACCUCCCCUUCCUCCCGGCGCCCUGAGCCCGAGCGGAGCUGUAGCCUGAGCCCAACCGGGAGCCCGAGCCCAAGGCUGCUGCCCAGCGCUGCCCGUUUGGCAGGAUGUCGGUGAAGGAUGGCGCCCAGCGCAAGUGGGCGGCACUGAAGGAAAGGCUGGGCCCCGCGGAUGCGGACCCUGCAGAGGCCAACCUGGAGAGCGCGGGCCCGGAGCUCUGCAUCCGGCUGCUGCAGAUGCCGUCUGUGGUCAACUACUCGGGGCUGCGCAAGCGUCUGGAGAGCAGCGACGGCGACUGGAUGGUGCAGUUCCUGGAGCAGAGUGGCCUGGACCUGCUGCUCGAGGCCCUGGCGCGCCUGUCGGGCCGGGGUGUGGCCCGCAUCUCGGAUGCGCUGCUCCAGCUCACGUGCAUCAGCUGCGUGCGUGCCGUCAUGAACUCCCAGCCCGGCAUCCAGUACAUCCUCAGCAACCAGGCCUACGUGCGCCAGCUGUCCCAGGCCCUGGACACAUCCAACGUGAUGGUGAAGAAGCAGGUAUUCGAGCUGCUGGCGGCCCUCUGCAUCUACUCCCCCGAGGGCCACACCCUGGCCCUGGACGCCUUGGACCACUACAAGACCGUCUGCAGCCAGCAGUAUCGCUUCAGCGUGAUCAUGAAUGAACUGGGCGACAGCGACAAUGUGCCCUACGUGGUCACCCUGCUCAGUGUGGUCAACGCCAUCAUCUUGGGCCCCGAGGACCUGCGUACCCGCACCCAGCUGCGCAGCGAGUUCGUGGGGCUGCAGCUGCUGGACAUGCUGACGCGGCUACGAGACCUGGGGGACGCGGACCUGCUGAUCCAACUGGAGGCCUUCGAGGAGGCCAAGGCUGAGGACGAGGAGGAGCUGCUGCAGGCGUGUGGGGGCGUCAACAUGAACAGCCAUCAGGAGGUCUUUGCCUCUCUGUUCCACAAGGUGAGCUGCUCCCCAGCUUCUGCGCAGCUGCUGUCAGUGCUGCAGGGGUUGCUGCACCUGGAGCCGGGUCUGCGGGGCGGCCAGCUGCUGUGGGAGGCCCUGGAGGGGCUGGUGAAUCGCGCAGUCCUCCUGGCUUCUGACGCCCAGGACUGCAGCCAAGAGGACCUGCUGGAGCGACUACUGGCCAGCAGGGGGCGGCAGCGGCCCAGAGCCCUGGGCAGGGUCCACAGGAGCGUCCAGGCUGACAUGGGCCAGCACCCAAGAGACAAACCCCCUGCCAGCACAGACACUCUGAGGGCUGGAGGGACAGCACCAUCCCCUCCACCACUGCCAGGCCAGGGGGUCUCACUGCCCCCAGCACCCCCACCCCCUCCACCACUGCCAGGCCAGGGGGUCUCACUGCCCCCAGCACCCCCACCCCCUCCACCACUGCCAGGCCAGGGGGUCUCACUGCCCCCAGCACCACCACCCCCUCCACCACUGCCAAGCCAGGGGGUCUCACUGCCCCCAGCACCCCCACCCCCUCCACCACUGCCAGGCCAGGGGGUCUCACUGCCCCCAGCACCCCCACCCCCUCCACCACUGCCAGGCCAGGGGGUCUCACUGCCCCCAGCACCCCCACCCCCUCCACCACUGCCAGGCCAGGGGGUCUCACUGCCCCCAGCACCCCCACCCCCUCCACCACUGCCAGGCCAGGGGGUCUCACUGCCCCCAGCACCCCCACCCCCUCCACCACUGCCAGGCUCAGGGUGCACAGUCCCACCCCCACCUGGCCCCCCUGCCCUGGGCAGCGUGGAGGACAUUAUAGUGGCCCAGGUAGACAGCGGUCUAGGCUCUGUGUGCACUCCCAGCCACCGGCUGGUGCACCCCCCCACCCUGCGCAUGAAGAAGCUCAACUGGCAGAAACUGCCUUCCAGCGUGGCACGAGAGCACAGCUCCAUGUGGGCCUCGAGAGGAGGCCAGCCCCUGGAGCCAGAUCUCAGCAGCAUCGAACGCCUUUUCUCCCUGCCGGCCGCCAAGCCCCGGGAGCCUGCAGCCCCCACCAGGAGAGAACCCCGAGAGAUCACCUUCCUGGACUCCAAGAAGAGCCUGAACCUCAACAUCUUCCUCAAGCAGUUCAAGUGCUCCCAUGAGGAGCUCACAGCCAUGAUCCAGGCAGGGGACACAUCCCGAUUUGAUGUGGAGAUUCUCAAGCAGCUCCUCAAGCUACUACCAGAGAAGCAUGAGACCGAGAACCUGCGAGCCUUCACGGGAGAGCAGAGCAAGCUGGCCAGUGCUGACCGCUUCUACCUUCUGCUGCUGGCCAUUCCCUGUCACCAGCUGCGGGUGGAGUGCAUGCUGCUGUGUGAGGCCUCCUCUGUCUUGUUGGACACGGUGCAGCCCAAGGCCCAGCUGCUGCUGGCCGCUUGUGACAGCCUGCUCACUAGCCAGCAGCUGCCCAUGUUCUGCCAGCUCAUCCUGAAAAUUGGGAACUUCCUCAACUACGGCAGCCACACAGGGGACGCCGAAGGCUUCAAGAUCAGCACACUGCUUAAGCUCACAGAGACCAAGUCCCAGCAGAGCCGGGUGACGCUGCUGCACCAUGUGCUGGAGGAGGUGGAAGAGAGCCACCCGGCCCUGCUGCAGCUGCCCGAGGACUUGACGCUGCCCUCUCAGGCCGCAGGGAUCCACCUGGAGUCCCUGCGUUCUGAGCUGGACACCCACCUGCAGAAGCUAAGGCAGAUGGUGCGUAGGGUGGGAACCUCUGAGCCUGAGGUGCAGGAGCAGUACACCCAGCGUCUGCAGGCCAGCCUGGAAGCCUCCCAGAAGCUGGCCAUGCUGUUCGAGGCUAUUGAGCAGAAGAGGCUGGAGCUGGCUGCCUAUCUAUGCGAGGACCCCAGGCAGCUGUCCCUGGAGGACACCUUCAGCACUAUGAAGGCCUUCCGCGACCUCUUCACCCGGGCCCUGAAGGAGAACAAGGACCGGAAGGAGCAGAUGGCCAGGGCUGAGCGCAGGAAGAAGCAGCUGGCUGAGGAGGAGGCACGGAGGCCACGGGGCAAGGACGGGAAGCCGGUCAGGAAGGACGUCGGGAAACAGGAGGAGGUGUGUGUCAUCGAUGCACUGCUGGCUGACAUCAGGAAGGGCUUCCAGCUGAGGAAGACAGCCCGUGGGCGCGGUGACACAGAGGGGGCCAGCAAGAUGGCCGCGGCAGAGCCCCUCAGAGACACUGCUCCUGCAGCUACCUGUGAUCCUGGAGGAGCUCCCAGGGGCCACAACCUGGAUGCCACUACGGACAGGGAGCCCUGGGACUGGGACCUGGCAGACGCUGCAGCCCCCAGCCCCCAGCCCAGUGGGGACUCCUCAGAUAGGCGGUCCUCCUGGUAUGAGGAUGCCAGUGAGGUCCUGGUUCCUGAAGACGCCUGGCCAGUGAUACUGGGCAGUGACCAGGCCCUGAGAAACCUCAGCUUCUCCCAAGACAAGCCCCCCACAGCCCCACGGGGUGUCUCCCAGCCAGACACGGAUGGCACUGGCCAAGACCCUGAGGACACCAAUGCCACAGGCCCCAGCAGGAACGAAGAUGAGGAUACUGCCCCAGAUUCAGCGUUCGACAUAUCCCUGGACCAGUCCCUCUCUGAGGACGCAGUGACUGACUCCUCAGGGUCUGGCACGCUCCCCAGGUCCCGGGGCCGGGGCUCCAAGGGGACAGGCAAGCGGAAAAAGAAAAGGCCCUUGAGGUCCCAAGAAGGCUGCAAGCCCAAGCCCAGAGCCCAGUGAACAGCCCUGCUGGGUGGCAGGGCCGGAUUCCACACUUGGUGCCUUACUGCGGGAACCUCCGGAGCAGGCACCUCUGCCCCUCCACAGGCGCCCCUCCACCCCUGCACACCCGCUGCUCUCCCCAUGCCCCUCCUGCCUCAGCACCCACACUGAGGGGCAGACCCUGCCCCCCACCCUCAGAGCUGUGUCCCACCCUUCUGGGUGGCUGAGGAACCUCUGAGAGCCUUCUUUGGGGUGCAGUGGGAAGCAGGGCCCUGAGAGGGGGCAGACUAGCAGCCCCCCCAUACCCCCGCAGGCCAUCUCUCCACCAUGACCUGACUCAGCACUGGCCAUCAAGCUGUCCCACUCUAGGGGCCAGCUGCCCCAAACAGAGGGCUGCAUCCUGUCCUCACUCUCCAUGGGUGUCCCACUGGUCACAGUGAAUAAAGAGCUGACCUGA